Messenger RNA from Condylura cristata (star-nosed mole), 1121 nucleotides. It is a transcript of the gene CCDC25, whose product is annotated as coiled-coil domain containing 25. Lineage: Eukaryota; Metazoa; Chordata; Mammalia; Eulipotyphla; Talpidae. The transcript is spliced from 9 exons. The record is from RefSeq and is a predicted model, not a curated record. Bases 86 to 733 code for a protein of 215 amino acids.
GCAAGAGGCGGCCUGAGCGCUGCUUGCCCCGCGCGUGGGAGUGCAGAGCUGCCGCUGCGCGCCGCGCCGCGCCGCCGCCGGGACCAUGGUGUUCUACUUCACCAGCAGCAGCGUUAAUUCAUCUGCUUACACUAUUUACAUGGGAAAGGAUAAAUACGAAAAUGAAGACCUAAUAAAGCACGGCUGGCCUGAGGAUAUCUGGUUUCAUGUGGACAAACUCUCCUCGGCUCAUGUAUACCUCCGAUUGCAUAAGGGAGAGAAGAUAGAGGACAUCCCGAAGGACGUGCUGAUGGACUGUGCCCACCUCGUGAAGGCCAACAGCAUCCAAGGCUGCAAGAUGAACAACAUCACCGUGGUCUAUACGCCGUGGGCCAACCUGAAGAAAACGGCUGACAUGGACGUGGGUGAAUUGGAGAGGAAAAGUCAGUCUGACUCCUCCCUCUCUCCUGCAAAGGUGAAAAUUGUAACCGUUGAGAAGAAAGUGAAUGAGAUCCUGAACCGGUUAGAGAAGACCAAGACGGAGCGGUUCCCGGACCUGGCAGCAGAGAAGGAGUGCAGGGACCGAGAGGAGAGGAACGAGAAGAAAGCCCAGAUUCAGGAAAUGAAAAGGAGAGAGAAGGAAGAGAUGAAGAAGAAGAGGGAAAUGGACGAGCUUAGGAGCUAUUCAUCACUAAUGAAAGUGGAGAACAUGUCUUCAAAUCAGGAUGGCAACGAUUCAGACGAAUUCAUGUGAGUGGAGAAAAAGGACCUUUUACGGAUGUGAAUUUAGGGACAGUUGCAGAUAUUUUGAUUACAUCUAUGUUCUGAGUGACAAAAAACAAACAACAGAACUCUACCUUCCUUCUAUACAAAUAUUAAUCCGUUUUGGAGUUAACAAAAUUGUUACCCUUUUUUGCUGACAGAAAAGGAUAAAAUAUAUAUAUAUAUAUGUAAUAUUGUUGGACUUGAAGACAGCAUUUAACUUUAGGAAAGUGAAAAUAUUUUUGCCAGAGCACAUCUUGGUACCUCCUGGAAGUUGGCUGACCUUGUUUUUGGAACAGACUUUAGAACGAACCAACUCUUAAAAGACUAUUUCUAUUACUGUGGUCUGUCCCUGAAAAUAGAUGUCUUAAAAAGCGUUU